Acanthaster planci (crown-of-thorns starfish) is the source of this 3454-nucleotide messenger RNA. RefSeq lists its product as uncharacterized. Lineage: Eukaryota; Metazoa; Echinodermata; Asteroidea; Valvatida; Acanthasteridae. The record is from RefSeq and is a predicted model, not a curated record.
AAAAUAAGGUAUACCAAGACAGUGGAAGUCAACACACAUGAGACGAGCUCCAACACUGACACAUUUUGUAUAGCAGGCAGAUUUCUUGGAAGGGAAAUCCAGUCCACUGCAUACAAUGUAUGAUGUAAUGGCGUUAACGUCGAUAGCGUGCGGCCUGGUAGUUGCGGCAUUCAUUAUUGAGGCCCGAGUCUGUAGCCUUGGUAACGAGCCUGACACAAAUAUGCGUACGCGCUGGAUCACAGUUCGAGUAAAGGACCCCUGUGAGUGUACCGUCACUCUGCCGGGUGGGUUAAACGCAGCACCGGUGCUGCAUCGCACCCAGCCCGUCAUGCAAACACAAUACCCUAUUGUCUCUGAUGACCCGGAAGAGAUCAGGAGCCAUUUUAAAUGUGUCAACCCAAGGGAACUUGUUCUAGGAACAACUCGCCCAGAUCCCACACUCCACAGGGUGCCGGGCACCUCCUCUGCGUCGCCGACGUCGCCUGGCAGUACUUGGAUUCAGCUGCUCCACUACGACCGCAGCAAACCAAACACCAUUGAGAGAGACCGUGACGUGUUGGGUCAGUGGAUAUCCUCCAACAUAACAGAGGUUAGAAUCUCGUUGGGAAGCAACUCCAGUAAAGGGCAACAUCUUAGUUUGCUCUUUGACGCGAGGGACUGUAAUUCGACCUCCUGGUUCACACCCGCACGACUGCUGAGCUCCCCUUGGACAGACAUGCAUGACGACCCUAUCUUCAGCUUGAACUGGCUGGCAAACGGGGGCGAGAUACUUGGUAUCCAGGCCGAGUUUCGAGGAAUGCAUCCCUUCGAGGGUUGGCUGAGAUGGGCCCUCCCUGGUGACGGCUCGGAGGAGUCAGAAACGUCGCUGACAGGAAACCUCCCGGUGAUAGCAUUUGGGAGAAAAGGGAAAGUGCACUGGACGGACAGGGGUCUUUUGUCCCGCGAUCGACCGGUCAGUCAGAGCUCAACCGCAGGCCCUGCCCUUGGCGAGUAUGGUGUGGAUUUAGACUCCUCGUCGAGAACAAGCACAGGUUAUGAAUUUGAACCGUGGUGGAUGGUUGAUUUAGGAGAAGAGUUUUCCAUCGAGGAGAUAACCAUCAUGGGUUGCGCACCAGGAAAAGGAAAGACCGAGCUGUUUGGUGCACAAUUUCGUGUCGGUGUCACUCAAUCAAUUGAUGAAGGAACACCGUGUGGGUUACCAGUGCAAAACCCACCUGAGGAGGGUACCAGUCUCACCCUCUUCUGCGCCAAUUUGCCAUCGGCCCAGUACCUGAGCAUGCGCAUAGACGGAGCGUACGGUACCCUAGGAUUCUGUGGCAUUAAUGCUGUUGCAGACGGAGGGAGAAAUCCAACGCUCAGGGGACAGCCUACCUGGCAAAGCAGUGUGUUGACCCGAAACGCCUCGCAUUGCGUGGACGGUCAAAUAGGCGUUCAUAGGGCGGAUCUUACGUGCUGCCAAACUGGCGAUAACAGCUAUUCUUGGUGGGGAGUAGAUCUGGGAGACCUUCACACUGUGACUAUGGUAAUCAUCAGCCCAUUCCCAGACCCUCAGCAGUGGACUGAUAUGACUGGGGCAACUGUUGUCGUCAGUGAUGUAGACAACGCUUUCUUGCUUUCGGCUGAGCCAUGUGGCGGCGCCCUCGCGUUUGGGGAUCUGCUGGAACAUCGCCCUCUAUUGGUUGACUGCGUGCCUGACGUGACUGGUCGCUACGUAUUCAUUAGGAGCAGCAGCAUGCCACUGAGCAUGUGUGAAGUCGAGGUCUUCGGCAAGGAACUAGGUGAUGUUCUACUUGCUGACACCCUGAACAUACAAGCUUUGGUGGCAGAAAAUUGAGGUUGCGUGCGACUUGGACAAUCGUCAUCCCAGUUCGAUUUCGAGGCGAAACAGCUUUGUAUUUUGUUUGUUUUUCUGUUAAUUUUCCUAUUCGAUUGCCUUUGGCUAGUUUUGUUUUUGUUGUUUUUUUUUCUAUGGUUCCUUUAAAUACAAAAUUCUUUUCUUCUUCGCUUGUGGUUUUUUUCAAUUAAGGAAACGCUCUAGGCAAGUGUCUUGCAACUCCCGUAGCAAAGUUCUUUAUAGAAAUUCACAGUGGCUGUGUUGAUUGGAAAGCAUGAAUCCCAGGUCAAGUCUGUCGUAGAAAACAGACGCAUCAUGGCUUUUUCAAAGACAGCCUCCGUUAUUCAAUUAAUUAACCUUUAACAAGGAACGGAGAGGGAAAAUAUUUUGAUAGUCUGAUCAUUCAGAGCGAUGGCACUCGGAGCAGCGACACGCACCUUUCAUGGACAUUUACAUAAAACACGUAUGCGAACCAUCAAACAAAACCCAAGCUCUAUUUCCUACGUCAUAAGAAAUACCAAAGGCUGGCUGUUUGAGUCAUUGUGGCUAUAGACCUUGGUGAUCGGGACAGAUAGAAGUUUAUUGGACACAGAAAAAAAUAUGCCGGGCCAAUAAAAAAUGAGAGGAAUAUAACACACUGAGAGUCAGAUUAUCAUCAGUUUUUGGUAAAUCGAUUUACACAUAAUUUCGAUGCCCAACAGCAGAAAAAAUAAUGUGAUAGCCAUUAUUUUGUAGCGAGCACAUUGCAGAAGAGGAAAAUCACGCGAUUCUCCCCACCCAAAAAUCGACAAAUUUAUGUCAACUUUUAAACUUUGCUCAUUUAUCGGAUAUAUAUCGAAGUUAAUGUUUAUUCCCCAUCAAAAGUCCUAAGAUUCUGUUUCAUGGAGCAAUUGAAAACACACCUAGAGGCAAAUAAAAGUCUGGUUCUCUUCCGGCCCAAGUUAACCACCGUUUCCUCUUGCUUUCGUUGUUUCUUGUCCCUUUAGAUGUCAUUAUGUAAUCAGUAAAUGGAGAUGACUAUACUCUUCAUACCCUUAAGGAUCAAUUCUCAAUCUUCUGAUGUUAAAAAAAAAUUAAGAUGUUCUUGACUUAUUUUUUCGAUGUACGUGUAUUGAGUUGGGAAACGAUGAGUAUUCGCUCUCACAAAGGCCAUAUCGAGUUUCUGAAUCAUUUGUAAUGAGCGAUUGUGACAUGGUGAAAGAAAGUGUAUACACUAUGCUGUCAUGGACAAUCAUCGGGCCUUCUGUUUGAUAGUUUAAGACAUCUCUGCAUUGUUCUCCAUUUUUUGUCGUUCAAAAUUCAUUUCGGUUUAUACUUAGGCGGGCAUUCCUUUCAACACUACUUGGCGCAAUUCGAUUGCAGGAGUUUAACAGACUUAAAAGUUUCACAAUAUUUCGUGCACGGGAAAAAUCGUUUCAUUACUGAUCCAUUAAGCCCGCCCUGUUUUGUUCUGACCAAUCACAGCCGUGAUUUUACAUAUACCAUGCGCGCGCGUAUGAUGCCUACAUGUCACAUGAAACUCGUAGAGGUGUAGCAUACCCACAGUUCACUAAUAAAUUUUAAUUUUCUAAUCUUAAGUUAACCAUGAUUUUUGAUGUUACGUUUAUAUUAAAUUACCAA